AUGGGGGUGAUCAGACUUAGACUGAACCAUGCGCGAGACAUUCCCAGUGAAAUUGGCAACCUUCCACUAUUACAGGCAAUGUAUCUUUCAAACAAUCAGCUUUCUGGUUCUAUACCAUCUUCAAUAUUCAAUAGUUCAAUGUUAAAAGAUAUUGAACUUGGUGAAAUACCCUCCAUUUGGCAUCAAUGUAAAGAAUUGGUUGAUUUAGAAUUAAGUGAGAACAAAUUCAACAGAGGAUUCAUGCCAAGUGACAUCGAAAAUUUGACCAACCUCCAAUUCUUACAUCUUUACGACAGCAACUUGGAAGGUUUUAUACCCGAGGAGAUAGGCAAUCUUGAUAAACUUGAACUGUUAGGUUUGCAAGCAAACUAUUUUGAUGGAUCCAUUCCUUCCAAAAUAUUCAACAUUUCAGCAUUGAAAAAGGUGUCCUUUUCAAGUAACUCCCUCUCUGGCCCUCUCCCUUCAUAUCUAGGAAGUGGCCAUCGCAGCCUGCUGGAGUUAUUAGAUUUGGCAGAGAAUGAAUUUACUGGGCCAAUUCCAACUAGCAUCUCAAAUGCCUCUAAGCUCACGAAGUUUGAUUUGAGUGAGAACAAAAUUAGUGGAGCCAUACCCAGUGUACUUGGGAAUAUGACCAGCUUGAUGGCAAUAUAUUUUGAUGGGAAUGAUUUGACUGGGAUGAUUCCUACUACAAUUAGCAAAUUACAGAGCCUUCAGCAUUUAAGUCUCAAUAAGAACAGGUUGAUUGGGCCUGUUAGAAAAGCUCUGUGCCAAAUCAAAAGUUUGAGUGAGUUGUAUCUUGCUAACAACAAGUUUUCAGGAACAAUUCCAAGGUGCUUGGGUUAUAUUACUUCUUUGCGAAGUUUGGAUUUCAGUUCAAACAAAUUGACUUUUGACAUCCCCUCUUCUCUUUGGAGUAUUAAAGAUAUAUUGGUGGUAGAUUUAUCCUCCAACCUAUUGAGAGGAAGAAUUCCACCUGAUGUAUCAAACUUUGAGAGCAAUUACAUGAUUGGACUUCUCAAGAAACCAACUUUCUGGACACAUCUUUGCAACUAUGGGUGGCUUGCAAACUUUGAUGAACUUAUCUCCAGCUCAUAA
This is a messenger RNA of Prosopis cineraria, 1095 nucleotides long. Its product is annotated as LRR receptor-like serine/threonine-protein kinase RGI1. The transcript has 4 exons. Lineage: Eukaryota; Viridiplantae; Streptophyta; Magnoliopsida; Fabales; Fabaceae. Gene Ontology annotation, molecular function: protein binding. The record is from RefSeq and is a predicted model, not a curated record. The coding region runs from base 1 to 1095 and encodes 364 amino acids.